This is a messenger RNA of Hyaena hyaena (striped hyena), 4561 nucleotides long. It is a transcript of the gene GASK1B, whose product is annotated as golgi associated kinase 1B. Gene Ontology annotation, cellular component: Golgi apparatus. NCBI's taxonomy places the organism in Eukaryota, Metazoa, Chordata, Mammalia, Carnivora, Hyaenidae. The transcript is spliced from 5 exons. Bases 445 to 1992 code for a protein of 515 amino acids. The record is from RefSeq and is a predicted model, not a curated record.
GAUACCAGCAGCCAGUUCACAAGUAACCGUUUUGCUUUGCAAUCAGUAGUUUUCAAGGGAGCUUUUAAAGCUGAAAUAUUUGAAAUGUGGAACACUCUUGACCAUGAAAUAUGUUCUACUUACAUGCUUCAGCCUUUAAAAGUUCUUUGCAUUACAGUCAGGGAUUACAUUCUUCCUGGAGCCAAGCAUGGGGCCAGCUGUGUAAACACAAGCCACACUUCCCCUUGGAGAGGCUGAUAGGAGUUUAAAAGGUUUGUUGUGGCGAGUGGCAGAAACAUUCCCAACUUCAUCACCAACCUUCUAUUUCCACGUCUACUCUACCCACCGGAGACCACUUAGAUACCUAAGCGGAGGCGACAGCUGAAUUCAGGAAACCAUGCAUCAUGUCAGCAGGAACCAACUGCAGACUUUAAAGUCGGUUCAACAUGUGGAGGCAGCAGAGAAAUGACCUGUCCAGACAAGCCAGGGCAACUCAUAAACUGGUUCAUCUGCUCCCUGUGCGUCCCGCGGGUGCGUAAACUCUGGAGCGGCCGGCGCCCAAGGACCCGGAGGAACCUCCUGCUGGGCACAGCCUGCGCCAUCUACCUGGGCUUUCUGGUGAGCCAGGUGGGACGCGCCUCUCUCCAGCAAGGAAGGGCAGCAGAAAAGGGGCCGCACCAGGGCCGCGACCCGGCCGAGGCACCCUUCCCUGAGAUACCCUUGGAUGGCACCCUGGCCCCUCCAGACUCCCAGGGCAAUGGGACCACGCUGCAGCUCAAUGUGGUGUACAUUACCCUACGCUCCAAGCGCAGCAAGCCUGCCAAUAUCCGUGGCACGGUGAAACCCAAGCGCAGAAAGAAAUAUGCCGUGGCAUCUCCGGCGCUGGGGCAGGAGGCUUUGGUUGGACCAUCCCUUCAGCCACAGAAUGCCGCAAGGGCAGCUGAUGCUGAGGUGCAGGGAGGAAACCCGGGCAAGGUUGGGGAACGACCCUGGAGGUUGAUACGGGGCUCAGGGGUGCAAGUUGGGGGCUCGGAUUUUCAGCGGCCCAAGACCAAGGAGAGUAACAUCAGGAUCUACAGCGAGAGCGCCCCCUCGUGGCUGAGCAAAGAAGACAUUCUCGGAAUGCGCCUGCUGGCGGACCGUGCAGUGGCAGGUCUUGAGCCCGUUUCCUCUGAGAGCGGAGCGCGUUUGCUGGUGCUGCAGGGGAGCGCCGCGGACUCUGUGCCCGGCUGCGGCCCCAGCCCCUGUGGACUGCUCAAGCAGCCCUUGGACAUGAGUGAGGUGUUCGCCUUCCACCUGGACAGGAUCCUUGGGCUCAACAGGACCCUGCCGUCUGUGAGCAGGAAAUCAGGGUUCACCCAAGAUGGCCGCCCAUGCCCUGUCAUUCUCUGGGACUCAUCUUUAUCUCCAACAAGUAAUGAGACUCACUCUUCUGUUAAGCUCACCUGGGGAGCUUACCAACAGUCAUUGAAACAGAAGUGCUGGCAGAAUGGCCGGGUACCCAAACCUGAAUGGGGUUGUACUGAAAUACAUCACCAUGAGUGGUCCAAGCUGGCACUCUUUGAUUUUCUGUUACAGAUUUAUAAUCGCUUAGAUAUAAAUUGCUGUGGAUUCAGACCUCGAAAGGAAGAUGCCUGUGUACAGAAUGGACUGAGGCCAAAAUGUGACAACCAAGAUUCUGUGGCUCUAGCACACAUUAUCCAGAGAAAGCAUGACCCAAGGCAUUUGGUUUUUAUAGACAACAAGGGUUUCUUUGACAGAAGUGAAGAUAACUUAAACUUCAAACUAUUAGAAGGCAUCAAAGAGUUUCCCGAAUCUGCAGUUUCUGUUUUGAAGAGCCAGCACUUGCGGCAGAAACUCCUUCAGUCCCUGUUUCUUGAUAAAGUUUAUUGGGAAAGUCAAGGAGGUAGACAAGGAAUUGAAAAGCUUAUUGAUGUAAUAGAACAGAGAGCCAAAAUCCUUCUCACCUACAUCAACGCACAUGGGGCCAAAGUAUUACCUAUGAAUGAAUAACAAAAGCAUCUUCUGGCUAGAAUACUAGAUAUAUUUAUGCAUUUUGUUUUGUGUUUUUUAAAAAAAUCAAGUACACAAACUUCAAGUCUUUUUAGGAAUGGGGCAGUGUACAUGAAUACAUAAAAUAAAUGAACUUAAGCAAAUAUAUAGCAUGGAUCUCAAUGCUAUAAGCAGACUUAAAGCCUUUUGAGAAACAUACCGCUCAAAAAAUAUUUGUUUAUAUUUUUUUCUAACAUCAUAUCAUAGGAGUCUCAACAUCCGGUUACAGAAUGGUUGCAAUUAUUAUUCCAGCUAGCUUUAUCAUGCCACUUAGCAGAACGGCAUAAACCAAAGGUGUGGGCUCCUUUAACAAAGCAUAUUUUAUGCCAUACUGACUGGUCUGACUGACUACUGAUGGGAAUGAUUCUUAAUAGUCUUCAGUUGCUGAUUGUUAAAACACAGCAGUCCCAAUAUGACCGCAGAGAAAAUUGUGCCUAGGGAAACUGAGGCUGUGAUCUACAAAAACAUCAGGGCAUACAAUAAUUCUACACAGAAACGGUGGGUUAUUUGCAAAAGCACCAGUAUAUAUUCCCUUUAAUUUUCUCUAUAAUUGAUCAGCCAUCUCUGUGAUUCUGAGCAUUUUCUAUUUUUUAAAUACAUUUAUUUUGUUUUCAGUAUAGAAAUCACAUUUUCCAUUUUUUAAGAUAAAUUAAUUUUGUUUUCAGAAAAGAAACCAUCCAAAUCUGCAAUUUGUAUAGUAGAUAGUUUUGCUUUCCCAAUUUGAGUCCAAUUUAUGUCUAGUGGUUUAGAAAUUAAAUAAUUUUAAGGUAUGUUACCUAUUUGAAACUAUAAUUAUAGAGUGCCUUUUUAAAUGGAUGCUCUUUUGAAAAAUUUUGUCAUUUUUACAGAGGAUAUACUAUAGUUUUUGUAUAUUUUAUUAAUAAUAGUGGAUUUCUUCAAAUUUGUUCUAAUUAUAAUUAGACUGAUUUAAUUGAUAUUGCUCAGAUAUUGGCAAUAGAACCAGAUAUUGAAUGUGUUUAAAUAUAUUGUUUGACUUAUUCUAAUAUGAGAGAUAUGAACAAAAUAAUUUAAAACCUGACUCUUUUCAAUUCUCCUCAAUGACUAGAACUAAAACAGUGAAUUUGGAAAAUAUUAAAGCUCAAAUAAUUUUCCCCAAGCUCCCUCUACCAUCAUUUUAAUUAGGCAUAGGGACAUGGACAUAUAGUAUUCACGUAUUGGGCCUUUGGGUUUUGGGAAGAUACCCAUGUCAUCACAUAUGAUAGAUGUUCAUAUAGAGCUUUCAGAUCUGGAAUAAGUCAUUUCUCCCCACCCCCUCAGACUAUUUAAAAGCUGAUAUAGUGACUUCUUUUUUCCCUGGAAGUUUAAAAAUACAAGAAUGUAAUACAUUCUAUCUUCUGUUUUCUCAGUGCUUCAUGUUAUUGCUAAACCACUGCAUUUUCUUUGUUCUAAUCAAGGGUAACUUAAUAUCACCAUAAAUUAGAACUAUUAAAGGCAUUACAAUGAAGACUAGUAUUUUUUUUUAACAUACCUAUAGACUCUAAUUUAUCCAAAAGUGUAGGGGCAAAAUGUCAAAGCAACACAGGGUAACUAUAAGAGGUAGUUGCCUUGGUAAGGCCAAGGAGAGAGGUGUCAUUUGAUUAUCUGAUUAUAACUUUUCUAGGCUCACAUUCAUGUGCUAUUUUUUAGCAUCCUUAUUUGUUCAGCUGACCCUUGGAGAAGUGGUCUUCAGACCAUUCUUCUCUUCAAUUAUCCCUUUACAGCUCUGAGUUCCUCCUUGAUUCGAUGCACUCAGCAAACUCUGGCUCUCCUGCAUCUUCACUUUUACCUUCUGUAUUAGUCCUUCUUUCUCUCAUUAAUCAGUAUAUUACUAAAAAAUUGGCCUAACAAAAGUUUGGUGACCCAGGUUUUAUUUUGAGCCAUUGACUUGAAAUAACUCUUUGUGACGUUGCCUUAGACUUUGCCUUAUUGAGGUGUCAUGUUUGCAUUUUAAUAUGCUUUUUAUGGAAUAUAUCCUCUUUACCUAAAUUUGUGAAAUUGGUGGUGGGAAUUCCAGUCUCCUUAGAAAUGAACUUUAAUUUUGUGUCUCAAGCUACACUGCUUUUGGGCAGUUUAGUUCUCCUUACCAGGAUCUAGCUUUCCUUAUUUCUCAUCAGUUAUUCUGACAUGCUUAUUAUUAAAUGAAAGGUCCAGGAACACAUGUUUAUUUUAGUCACCUUUGCUUUAUAACAAUGUAUUUUGUGUUAUAAUCAGUGAAUAAUUCAUGCUGUAUUAUUUUUGAAUAAUGGAUAGCUGCAAGGCCAGGCUUUUAAUUCUACGUAAUGCUCUUUUCUCUUACUGAAACAAUGAGAGUACUCUGAACAUUUCAAAUAUACUCAGAUUAUGCUGUGGUUUGGUUCACAUAAGCAUAUUAUGUGGCUUAUUUAUAACUUGAUAAAUUUAAAAUAAAACAAUUAUCCUUGGCAGACAUACAAAAGUUGGUUGUCAUGUGACUUAUUUUCUUCAAGCUGAUAAUAUGAAAAUAAAUGCAUAGCUCAAAACCCUAUAAUAAAAAUAUUAGAAAUUAAAGAUG